AACUAGGCAAUACACAAAAAUAAAUUUAGUAAAUAGCCGUUAGAUUAAUCAAAAUUUUUUGAUUUGAUAUUGGAAAUUCGAAAAACGCAAACGCGCUGUGUGUUCAAAAUGCAAAUGCCAAACAUAUUUGGACAAUUGAAAAAGCAUAAUUUCCUGAUUGCAGUCGCCAUCUAUUUGCAUAUAUUUGAAAAAUCAAUUCAACUAUGUAAUUGUGUUCAUGGUUUCAGAAACAAUACAGAGAGUGCCGAGCUGGUUUCUCAUUAUGAAUCGAGUCUAUCGCUGCCAGAUAUAUUGCCCAUCCCAUCGAAAACCUAUGACAAGAAUCGUGCACCAAAGCUGCUGGGCCAGCCGACAGUUGUUUAUUUCCAUGUCACAGUGCUCUCGCUGGACUCGAUUAAUGAGGAGUCCAUGACCUAUGUGACGGACAUAUUUUUAGCACAAAGUUGGCGCGAUCCGCGUCUGCGCUUGCCGGAGAACAUGAGCGAACAGUAUCGCAUCCUGGAUGUGGACUGGCUGCACAGCAUUUGGCGACCCGAUUGCUUCUUUAAGAAUGCCAAAAAGGUGACAUUCCAUGAGAUGAGCAUACCCAAUCAUUAUCUCUGGCUCUACCAUGACAAAACACUGCUCUACAUGUCCAAGCUGACGCUGGUGUUAUCGUGCGCCAUGAAAUUCGAAUCCUAUCCACAUGAUACACAAAUCUGCUCUAUGAUGAUUGAGAGCUUGUCUCACACUGUGGAGGAUUUGGUAUUCAUUUGGAACAUGACCGAUCCGCUGGUGGUCAACGCUGAGAUCGAGCUGCCGCAAUUGGAUAUAUCAAAUAAUUAUACGACGGAUUGCACCAUAGAGUACUCAACAGGUAACUUCACCUGCUUGGCUAUUGUAUUCAAUUUGCGUCGACGUCUGGGUUAUCAUCUAUUCCACACCUAUAUACCAUCGGCGCUGAUUGUGGUCAUGUCGUGGAUAUCGUUUUGGAUCAAACCGGAGGCAAUACCGGCACGCGUUACGUUGGGCGUUACUUCGCUGCUCACGCUGGCCACACAGAAUACACAAUCGCAACAAUCGCUGCCGCCGGUGUCCUAUGUGAAGGCCAUUGAUGUGUGGAUGUCCUCCUGUUCGGUCUUCGUAUUUCUAUCGCUAAUGGAGUUUGCUGUUGUCAACAACUUUAUGGGACCGGUGGCUACCAAGGCCAUGAAGGGUUAUUCCGAUGAAAAUAUCACAGAUCUGGAUGAUUUGAAGCAUCAUCAUCGGGAGUCGAUAAUUGAGCCACAAUAUGAUACAUUCUGCCAUGGCCAUGCGACCGCCAUCUAUAUAGAUAAAUUCUCGCGCUUCUUCUUUCCGUUCUCGUUCUUCAUUCUAAAUAUUGUCUACUGGACGACGUUCCUAUGAUCUGAUCUGGUGAACUUGGGACAGUUGUUUAGCAGUUACAACAUAAAAUUAUAAAUACAAAGCGCAUUUGUUUAAAAAUGUAUAUAGAUUGUAAGACACAAAUGAGAAU
Messenger RNA from Drosophila grimshawi, 1495 nucleotides. It is a transcript of the gene HisCl1, whose product is annotated as glycine receptor subunit alpha-4. The coding region runs from base 109 to 1386 and encodes 425 amino acids. Lineage: Eukaryota; Metazoa; Arthropoda; Insecta; Diptera; Drosophilidae. Gene Ontology annotation, molecular function: chloride channel activity; extracellular ligand-gated monoatomic ion channel activity; transmembrane signaling receptor activity. Gene Ontology annotation, biological process: regulation of membrane potential; chloride transmembrane transport; nervous system process. The transcript has 6 exons. The record is from RefSeq and is a predicted model, not a curated record. Gene Ontology annotation, cellular component: neuron projection; synapse; membrane.